AGAAGCACAGCGACGCCCGCCGUGACUGUGGGCCGUAUCUGCACUGGAGGAGCCCUUUGUCUAGGAAGGGCCCCAGCGCUCUGCUCAAGGGGUGGGGGCCCAGAGCGCCUGGGAUCCGCCCCUCGGGUCCCUCCCCGACGCAGCCGCAGCCUGCCCGCCCGGCCGGGACUCUCGCACAUCUGGCGAUCCCGAGCACAGCUGGGCAGCCGGCACCGAAGCAUGAACGGCUCACAGGCGGGCAUCGCAGCCCGAGCCGCCUGGCUGAGCUCCUGCUGCAACCAGUCGGGGGUGCAGCCGGAGCCCCCCGAGGGGCCGCGCGCCUUGCAGGCAGCGGUGCUGGGCGUGCUGUCGCUCCUCGUGCUCUGCGGGGUCCUGUUUCUGGGCGGCGGUCUCCUGCUCCGCGCGCAGGGCCUGACGGCGCUGCUGGCCCGAGAGCUGCUCGCGUCCCGGGAGGCCGAGCCCAGCGGCGCCAGCGGAGGCGAAGACGACUCUUAGACGCCUGGCUGCGCUCGGGGGUCGCAGCCUCCAGGCGACCCGCGGACUCCGCGCCUUACUGCGAGGGAGCGGCCCCGGGCGCCCGACGGCUGCGGCGGACAGAGCCCCGGCGCCCCCCCACGCCGCGAUGCUGGCGCGCACGCGCAGGGAAGCUCUGAAUCAAAGAAAGUAAUCCAGGCCAGACCCCUUCUCUUCUGAUGCCAGUGGGCCCUGGGGGACCAGGAAGAAAUGAAGGAUUCUGGACAGAAUAAUGGGGACCUGAUGACCUCUGGAGCAUGACAGGUGCCUUGCAAAUGUGGAAAUGCUCUUCCCGUGAAUCUCAUUCGUCUGAACUUCUUGUCCCUGGGAGAUGUGGAUGUUCCUCUAGGCUGGAGCCACCUGGAAGGGACUGAGAGGACGUCAACCUGCUGAGGCCAGGAAGUCCACUGGGUGAUUUACGGCUCUAGAGGUGGCACAACAAUGGAAAGAAAAAUAAACCAGAGGACACGUGCUGGGAGUGAGAGACCCAACGUUCUGACGGCAGCAGGG
Messenger RNA from Vicugna pacos (alpaca), 1023 nucleotides. RefSeq names its product small integral membrane protein 41 (gene SMIM41). The record is from RefSeq and is a predicted model, not a curated record. NCBI's taxonomy places the organism in Eukaryota, Metazoa, Chordata, Mammalia, Artiodactyla, Camelidae.